Messenger RNA from Dacryopinax primogenitus, 447 nucleotides. Its product is annotated as Clavaminate synthase-like protein. The coding region runs from base 1 to 447 and encodes 148 amino acids. The transcript is spliced from 2 exons. NCBI's taxonomy places the organism in Eukaryota, Fungi, Basidiomycota, Dacrymycetes, Dacrymycetales, Dacrymycetaceae. The record is from RefSeq and is a predicted model, not a curated record.
AUGCGGGAUACCGUCCUGUGCUGCCUCAAAGUUCCGAAAGAACAGUUCGACACCCGCAAAUGGCUUUCCCUUCCCGGAGCCUGCCAGCAGCCGCUCCCGCCAUACCUAGAAGAGAACAGAGACUUCCUAGACGAGUUUAAAAGGGAGUGUGCGGCUCUGGGAUGCCGGGUGCUCGGAUGCCUCGCUAGGGCAUGGGGCUUGGAGGAAGAGUUCUUCGUCGGACAACAUAGGUAUGAUGAACCGAGCAUGGACAACUUCCAGCUGAUGCACUACGUGCCCUACACUCCCGAGUACGCGGAAAAAGACGUCUUCCGGCUCGGCGCACACACGGAUUGGGGCUCUCUUACGCUCCUCUUCCAGCCCUCUCCCGGGCUUCAAGUCCGCCCCCCGCACUACGCGCACCAUCUCCCUCCCUCCGCUGGCGAGCAAGGAUCGACGCUCCUGUAG